CACGAUCAGUCAGCCAGUCAGCGUUGUGCAUCCGUGUUGCAGGUCCGCGGUGGAGAGCAGACACCCUGCGGCAAAUCCACAGGAGGGUUGGUAUCAUCACUGUCGCCGGCAGCGUGCUCUCGUAAACUCUUUUGGGUUUCUUAUUGUCUCCGUUAUUUAUUUCGUUUUUCGGGGCCCUCUCCUCCCUGAGCACCAGGGAAUGGGGGAAUGAUCAGCGCAGACUCCCCUCCGCCGCCGCCUUCUCCUGCACCUCCUUACGUCGGUCUCCGUGUUCCCUGUCAGUCGUCGGAGCUCUGCCCAGGAUGCGGGCCCCGCUGCACGGCCAGGCUGCGGUGCUCGCGGCCCUGUUGGCGUUGAGCACCUGCUUGACAGGAUCUCAUCUGUGCCCUCGGAGUUUAGACUGUGCCCGGGCAGGACGACACUUCUGCGAGCAGGGCAGCUCACACUGCGGCCCCUGCCUGCGCCCCCUGGUGGAGAACUCCCAUGGCCGUUGUGUGGUCAAGAGGAGACAUACUCUUCAUUCAGCUCAAGCCACUAAAGGUAAGAUGAGCACUUAUCCUGAACUGGAUGAGGAGAUCGACAUCCUCUCUGCCAUCAUCAGUGAACAGAGAACAGAGUCCAGGCCGCCAGCUCCACCAUCCCAGGACAUCUCUACACCCAAAUCUAAGCAGCUCAGUGAGCCCAGCGGCGCCCACAGAGCAUCUACAGCAGAGCAGCCCACGAGCCAGGACGUCCCGUUCACCAGUAUGGCUCCAACCACCAUCACCCCACACCACACCCCCACUUUGCUCAAUGAUCCCAUCGUCCUCCCCUACCUCUCUAAUGACCAUGCCUUCAUCAGUAAGUAUUUUCUAGCUAUGACUUUAUUUCUUGUUGGAAUUGUACUUCUUGAGCUUAAAGAAGAAAGUGUAGUUCUGACCUGAGCUCUGGGGGUGAGGGAGAUUUAUUUGGU
Micropterus salmoides (largemouth bass) is the source of this 952-nucleotide messenger RNA. Its product is annotated as neural proliferation differentiation and control protein 1-like. The record is from RefSeq and is a predicted model, not a curated record. Gene Ontology annotation, cellular component: membrane. Lineage: Eukaryota; Metazoa; Chordata; Actinopteri; Centrarchiformes; Centrarchidae. Bases 303 to 923 code for a protein of 206 amino acids. The transcript has 4 exons.